AUGGCCCUCAAGGCCUUCCGAGACAAACAUAGAGAAGACAGGGAAGAGAAGUGGACUGGAAAAAUCGGGUGUGUUUGUAUUCGUGCCCGCGUGUGUGUGUGUGUUUGGGGAGGGAGGUGGCAUGGAUCCAAAGAGGACAUCCAGUCCUUCCUCGGAACUCAGUUCUGGGGAGCCCGGGUGGCCUGGCUCUCCCUGCAGCAAGGAGACUGGGGACUGCCCCCGCCCCACGCGCUCAGCGCAGAACCCGCGCGGCCAAAUAGCCAAGCGUCUGGAUUGUGCGCCUCUGGGAUUAGGAGGCUGGAGAGGCGGACGUGCGCCCCCGCGGCCGCCGCGGUUGGUCCAGACUUGGGGAUCCCAGGGCGGGCAGGACCCGUGCUCCGGGGCCACCCUGCGCCCCUGUUCCGCAGCGUUCUCCGGAGCCUCGGAUGCUCCCGGAACCCCCGCGGGCGGGGCCUGCCUUCCGGAGCCGGGCUGGCGGGCGGCGCUGGGGAAAGAGCCGCGACUUUCCCAGAGUGGCGGGGCGACGUCAGGCGGAAGGGCGCGGGGCGCGCACGCUUUAAAAGGCAUUCGCUGUCAUCCGAGCUCGCAGCCGUGGGGGCAGGAGCCGGCUAUAUAAGCGGCGAGCCGGACCGCCGCGGGGCAGACGGCGACAGCAGCGGCGGCGAGCGCCUCAGAGCGCAGCGGAGCAGCGACCCCGUAGCCCCGCGCCCCUCGACGGGUCCGCCUGCCCCCCCCCGAGGAGCGCCGACCCGGGCCCGCGAGGGCCGCCGCCACCCCGCAGCAGAUUUGGAUCCCCCGCCCGGCGAGCCCCAGGCUGCUGCCUCCCGGGGGGCCCCGGCGCAGCGGCCGCCCCCGGAGAGCCCCGCCGCCCCGCCGCCCGGCCCCGAAGACGCCGGCAGCGCCAUGGCGGCCGCCAAGCCCGGCGAGCUGAUGGGCAUCUGCUCCAGCUACCAGGCAGUGAUGCCGCACUUCGUGUGCCUGGCCGACGAGUUCCCACAGCCCGUGCGGCCCGCCAAGCUGUCCAAGGGCAAGGGCCGGCUGCGGCGGCCGCGCCAGUCCCGCUUCAAGACGCAGCCGGUGACCUUCGACGAGAUCCAGGAGGUGGAGGAAGAGGGCGUGUCCCCCAUGGAGGAAGAGAAGGCCAAGAAGUCGUUCCUGCAGAGCCUGGAGUGCCUGCGCCGCAGCACGCAGAGCCUGUCGCUGCAGAGGGAGCAGCUCGGCAGCUGCAAACUGAGGAACAGCCUGGACUCCAGCGACUCCGACUCGGCCCUGUGAGGGGCGCCGCCCGCAGCCGGGACUCGCGCGCCUCGGCGGCCCGCCGGGUACAGGUGUACGAACCCCUAGGGGCCCCGCCCCCCGGGGUCCCCCCGAGAACCGGGGACCGCCGCCCCUCGAGCGCUUGCACCCUCACCCGGCUACGAACUGGUCGGGGCUCCCCGAGCUGCGCUCGCCCUGGGCGGGAGCGCGCGCCGGGGCGCCAGGGAGGGGGCCCGCUUUCUCUGCCCUUGUAAAUGUUUAUUUUUUAACUCUUCCCAGUACGAACUCUGCUGUGAGUGUGUGCGGGGAGGCGCACCCUCGCCGAGUCGCCCCGGGUCACCAGAGCUUCCCGGAAAGCCGCUCCACGCCCUUGUCCGAUGGUUUGCAACUCCGAUUUUGCACAUGGCUCCACCGUGCCCCCCAGCGCACACCCGUUCACACUCACUCCCACACACUCUCGCUGAACACUUUUAUAAUUGUUAGGCGCGGCCGAUGGGACUUGGGGUGCAGCGCAGCUGCUGCUGUGGCCGGAGGAUUGAUAUUUAUUUUUGCAUUGCGAUGGCUGACGGCGUUUAUUUAACGAUCUUUUUACCUGGAUAUGUCUGUGAGACUCCCGAACGGAGACAAAUAAAGUCAAUAUAUUUGCACAGUGCAUUUCUCAAG
Messenger RNA from Delphinapterus leucas (beluga whale), 1920 nucleotides. It is a transcript of the gene C7H11orf96, whose product is annotated as chromosome 7 C11orf96 homolog. NCBI's taxonomy places the organism in Eukaryota, Metazoa, Chordata, Mammalia, Artiodactyla, Monodontidae. The record is from RefSeq and is a predicted model, not a curated record.